GUUUGGGGAUGGAGCUGAGAGGUGUGUGGUCUCUCAGCUAGGGAGAGAGAAGGUGUCAUGGUAGUAAUCAGUUUGGCAAAUCUGAGGAAACCAGGCUCUCCUCUGACUUUUUUUUUCCAUCCAGCUCUGCCAUCUCAGAAUAAUCUCCCAGAAGAAGACAGAAUGCUAAAAGCUAAGGGUCACGAGUCAGUGGCUUUCAAGGAUGUGGCCAUAGACUUCUCUCAAGAGGAAUGGGACUGCCUGGAUGCUACUCAGAGGGAAUUAUACAGAGAUGUGAUGCUGGAGAACUACAGCAAUCUUCUCUCAGUCAGAUUUUCCAUUGUUAAGCCAGAUGUGAUCUCCUUACUGGAGCAAGAGAAGCAACUAUGGCUGAUAACUAGGGACACAACAGGAAGACCUUGCCCAGAUUUGCAGUGCAUGUGUGAUACCAAGGAGUUAUUUCCAAAAAAGAGCUUUUUUGAAAAAGAAUCAUUUCAUUGGUGUGUAAUAGAAAGAUUAAAAAAACAUGACUUUGGUGGAUCCUGUUUGAGAAGCCUAUCUGAAAGACACCAGAGAACUGAAGGAGAAUAUCGCAAGCAAAGGAAAAGCACCUGUGAAAAAAUGCCUAGUUUUAACCUGCACCCACCAGCAACAUACAUUCAUAAGGCUUUUCAUAAGACUUCUCAAGAUUCUCCUCAGAGAAUUCGUACUAACAGGAGACCUCAUGAAGGCAAGGAACAUAGGAAGGCUUUUAGCUGUGGAUCACGACGUCAGCGAGUUCAUACUGGUGAGAAACCCUAUGAGUGUACAGAGUGUGGUAAGGCUUUUAGUCAUCGUUCACAACUUAAUAGGCAUCAAAAAAUUCAUACUGGGGAGAAACCCUAUGAAUGUAGAGACUGUGGGAAGGCCUUUAUUCAGCUGUCACACCUUAUUAGACAUCUAAGAAUACAUACUGGUGAGAAACCUUAUGAAUGUAAGGAUUGUGAGAAGGCUUUUAGCUGUGGCUCAGAACUUACUCAGCAUCAAAGAAUCCAUACUGGUGAAAAACCCUAUGAGUGUAAGGACUGUGGGAAAACCUUUAGCCAUGGUUCACACCUUGUUCAACAUCAGAGAAUUCAUACUGGAGAAAAGCCUUAUGAAUGUAAGGAAUGUGGAAAGACUUUUAGACAUGCCUCACAAUUUGCUCGACAUCAGAAAAUUCAUUCUGGUGAGAGACCUUAUAAAUGUAAGGAAUGUGGGAAAGCUUUCAUUCAGUUAUCACACCUUAUUCGACAUCUAAGAAUUCAUACUGGUGAGAAACCUUAUGAAUGUAAGGAUUGUGAGAAGGCCUUUAGUUGUGGCUCAGAACUGACUAAGCAUCAGAGAAUUCAUAGUGGUGAAAAACCCUAUAAAUGUAAAGAAUGUGGGGAGGCCUUUAUUCAACAUUCACAUCUUACUCGACAUCAGAGAACUCAUGCUAACAGGAAACGCUAUGUAUGUAAGGAAUGUGGGAAGGCCUUCAUCUGGAGUGCCAGACUCACUCAACAUCAGAGAAGUCAUAUUGGAGGGAAAAAAUGAACGUAAGCACAGUACAAAAGUUUUUCUUGAUGGCUCACAACUUUACAGUAGGUAAUUCAUAACUUUUAAUAAUUAUAAACAGAAAUCCCAGGCUUAUGAUGGUUUGGCUUAAGAUUUCUCAACUUUAUUAAAUUGUGACAGCAACACACAUUCAGCAUGCUCCUUGACUUACAAUGGAUUUAUUAGGACAUCAUCCUAUAAAUUGAAAGAGUAUCUGUAAUUUAGCAAAGCCUUUAUUCAUUUUUCACACCUUAUUCAACAUCAGUAAAAUAUUGUGAAUGUAAGAAUGUGGGAAGAACAUUAGUCUUAGCUCAAACUUAAACAUAGCAGAAUUAAUUCUGGAGGGGAUAAACACUCAUGAAGGUCAACAAUGUGGGACUGUGGCCAGUGAGGUGGCUCAUGUGUGCAAUC
Messenger RNA from Otolemur garnettii (small-eared galago), 1947 nucleotides. Its product is annotated as zinc finger protein 30 homolog. The transcript has 4 exons. NCBI's taxonomy places the organism in Eukaryota, Metazoa, Chordata, Mammalia, Primates, Galagidae. The record is from RefSeq and is a predicted model, not a curated record. Bases 58 to 1536 code for a protein of 492 amino acids. Gene Ontology annotation, biological process: negative regulation of transcription by RNA polymerase II. Gene Ontology annotation, molecular function: DNA-binding transcription repressor activity, RNA polymerase II-specific.